ACUGCCAUGUUUGUGUUCCCAGCGUUCAACUCGGAGUUUAAGAACCGCAAGCGCACGUUCAAGUGUUGCAAAUCCUGUCGCGCGCGGCGCAUCAAAUGCAAACUCUCUACGGACUACGACAAGCUCGGUUGCGAUAACUGCGCGCUCCAGGGGACGGCGUGCGAUUUGAUAGCUGGCGCGGCACCAGUGGAUGAAGCGUUUCCGUCACAACCGAUGGAUCUGACUGUCGCGGAUGUCGUGUCCGUGCCGCGCGAUGUGCCGCCCCCGCUCGUAUCGGCCAAACAGCUCUUGCACAGCGGGUUCGUGUUCACGUCUGACGAAGAAAGCGCGCGUGCACUCCAUUUUGUGGGGACGCUCGACCCCACGUUCCUCUUUGCGCAGUUCAACCCAAUGAAUGAUCCGCGAAUCGCGCCGAUCGUCAACGGCACCGCACGGCGCCCGUUUCUUAAGCGCGCGGCCGACGCGGACGACUCCGGACCGCCCAAAAAGAUGCAAACCGAGGUGGACGAAAACUUGGUCAAACAGACGACAAACGAGACUCUCCGCCGCUCCGUCGGCCUAUACAUUGACAACAACGAAGUGCUGACAGGCCUCUCGCCCCUCUUGUUCGAGUACCUCCAGACGAUUGAUGCGUUUUCGCUCAACAUCUCGCAAAAGGCGCAGCUUAACUUGAUCAAGAUCUACUUCUACAAGGUGAACUCGGUGUUCCCGCUUCUCGACGAAAACGACUUCUGGGGGCUUUUUGCGCGCAACUGCGUGCCGACGGUGCUCAAGUACGCAAUCGUGGUGGUGGCGUGUCGCGACCCCGAGGCACGCGACGUGCUUCUCGCGGAGGGUGUGUCCGACACCAAGCACUACACCUCCUCCGUUGAGACCAAGAUCCGGUCCUUCAUUCUGUUCAACGUGGAGCUGAACCAGUUAACGUUGUGUCGCACCUACGCCUUGCUCUCCUUGCACGAGAGGGCCUCGGUCAACGGCACGGAAAAACUGUCGACCGACUUGGCGAUGGCGAUACAUAUUGCCAUUUCUCUAGGGAUUCACCACAAGAAUGCUUUCCGUAAGAGCAAGGAUCUGGCGUCGCAGCAGAAGCUCUGGUGGACGAUUUUCGUACUAGACCGGUUGAACGCCAUCAUCAACACGCGUAACAUGAGCGUUCAUCGCAAAGACAUUUCUGUGGCGACCCCCAAGGGAGAGGGCUUGGCCAGGCUUGUGCUGGUGGCGGUGCGGUUGGAGAAGGUGUUGUCGUUGUAUCAGCCCCAUGGAGACACCAGAGUGCUUCCCAGAGACGUGGACUUUGACAACACCAGAGAGGAUGAGGGGAUUUAUUCGGUGCCGCUGCUGGGAACAUACGAGGAGGAAAGCCCGGGGGAUAGGCCGUUUGAAGGUGAGGCUUUGCCGUGCUAUGACGCGCCGCGCGAACAGCGUGAAGAGUACGUUGCGCGUGCAUCACGCAACUUGCGCUCCCUCCUUAACAACAUCAUCAUCAUUCUCGCGCAGAAGCGCGCGUAUGAGAACCCCAGCAUUGCUAAUUCUGUUCCGGAUGAGUUCAACUCCAAGGCAGCCUCAAAGGUCCUUACGAUUCUCAACACCCAGACCCUGCGGUUCCUCCCAAACACGCCGCUCAUUCCGUAUGCAGCGUCCAUCACCCUCACCGCUUUUUUGCGUAUGGGGUGCUUCCGCGUGAUUGAAAACGGCUACACGUGGCGUGAACCGGUGCGGAUCUUGUCCCUGAUGAACGAAUAUUGGUUCAAUUCAGGCCGCAUAGCGCAAAUGAGCUUUCUCUUCUUCCGCAACUUGGAGAUCCGCAAGUACCAGAAGGAGUCGAACGAAAAGUUGACCGACGCGCAGAAACGCGAUAUGUGGCGUGAGCGUGGCGCCACCGCCGACGCGGGAGCCGCAAACUACAACAACAACGCCAUGAACCCGCCGUUGCCAGUGACCAGCGAGCUGAACAAGGUGCCAAAGUCUUUGUUUGACACCCAUCUGACCCCUAAGCCCUUCACGCUCGAUUCCAUCAUCGACCACGACUUUUCUAUCUAUUCCGCCGUCGCCAGCCGCUACGAGACGGUCCCUGAGAAACCGUUGCCACCUUUUACGACGCCCCUGCCGGAACAGGUCUUUGCCGCCACCUCUGAGCCGGCUAGUUUAGAGCUUAACGAGUUAAACGAUGCGUAUACUUCGUUGUUUGAGCUUCUUCCGAACGUGGGGACGAUGCUUGGAAACUUUGACUACGACUUGAAUUUGGAUGAGUUGUAAGGGGGUGUUUGACACUACUGGUUGUAUAAACUGUGCCUGUUUGAACGAUAGUGCUGGAUGUAGGUUUGGAUAAUAACGUUAGAGUAUAUAUAUUAGAGUUUGGCUGGCAUCCACUGUGUUUUUAAUCCAAUUUAUGAUAUGAUUUUGUUUCGUCUGAUUGUCUGGCGAACCAUAACUGUGCACAGGUUAGUUUUUUUUUUUUUUUGAUGAGACAAUGCCCAUUU
Molecule: messenger RNA, 2480 nt
Organism: Babjeviella inositovora NRRL Y-12698
Lineage: Eukaryota; Fungi; Ascomycota; Pichiomycetes; Serinales
Exons: 1
Coding region: 7-2256 (749 amino acids)
Biological process (GO): DNA-templated transcription; regulation of DNA-templated transcription
Molecular function (GO): DNA binding; zinc ion binding; DNA-binding transcription factor activity, RNA polymerase II-specific
Source: RefSeq, a predicted model, not a curated record